AUGGAGAAGAGCUCUUCAGCAUCCUCCCUCGGCCCACUGGGCCUAGACAUAGCCCAAUCCUUCUUCAAGCCCAUCCAACAGGCGGAGCCACCCUCCCCCACCAAACGCCACACCAAGAUUUCAGUCAUCGGUGUCGGAAAUGUUGGCAUGGCCAUUGCCCAAACCAUACUGACCCAGGGCCUUAUAGACGAACUUGCGCUGGUCGACGUCAACCCCGAUAAAUUACGUGGCGAGAUGCUCGAUCUCCAGCACGCCGCCGCAUUUUUGCCGCGUACCAAGAUUCUUGCGUCGGUUGAUUACUCGGUCACCGCCGGUUCCGAUCUCUGCAUAGUCACAGCUGGGGUGCGACAAGGUUCUGGAGAGUCUAGACUAAACCUAGUUCAACGUAACGUGAAAUUGUUUUCUUGUAUCAUACCUCAACUUGCACACUCCUCACCUGAUUCCAUACUACUUAUAGUAACGAACCCGGUGGACGUACUAACGUAUGUUGCAUGGAAGUUGUCCGGCUUUCCACCUAAUCGGGUGAUUGGAUCGGGGACUAAUCUUGAUUCAUCGAGGUUUCGAUUUUUAAUAGCAGAUCAUCUUGAUGUUAGCGCUCAAGAUGUUCAGGCGUUCAUUGUUGGGGAGCACGGUGACAGCUCGGUGGCGCUGUGGUCGAGCAUAAGUGUGGGAGGAGUUCCAAUACUGGGUUUCUUAGAGAAUCAACAGAUCACCUUCAGUAAGGAGACCCUGGAGAAUAUACACAAAGAAGUUAUCAAUAGCGCAUAUGAAGUGAUUAGUCUGAAGGCGUGUACGUCAUGGGCGAUAGGUUACUCGGUGGCCAGCCUGGCUAGAACCAUACUAAGGGACCAGAGGCGAAUCCAUCCUGUGUCCAUUCUUGCUAAGGGCUUCUAUGGCAUUGAUGGUGACGAGGUGUUCUUGAGCCUGCCUGUGCAGCUUGGAAGGAGUGGGGUUCUUGGUGUGGCUAACGUUCAUCUAACCGAUGAGGAAGCUCAGCGACUCCGGGACUCAGCUGAGAUCAUUGCACAAGUUCAAAGCCAGCUUAAUGUCACGAAUUUAGAUAUUUCCUAACCACAACAGCCAUUUUAUUGGAAAUUGAGUUUGGCUGUCUAAAAUGAGAGCUUGUGAUUUUUAGGCAGAUGCGAAGACUAAAAUAAAAACAUUCCUAUUGUCAAAUAUAGAUUAACAUAGAAAAAGGUUCAGUGUAUUAUGAUCCUAGCUGCAGAUACAU
Molecule: messenger RNA, 1231 nt
Organism: Vitis riparia (riverbank grape)
Lineage: Eukaryota; Viridiplantae; Streptophyta; Magnoliopsida; Vitales; Vitaceae
Product: L-lactate dehydrogenase B-like
Exons: 2
Coding region: 1-1071 (356 amino acids)
Biological process (GO): carboxylic acid metabolic process
Cellular component (GO): cytoplasm
Molecular function (GO): L-lactate dehydrogenase (NAD+) activity
Source: RefSeq, a predicted model, not a curated record